This is a messenger RNA of Diabrotica balteata, 9739 nucleotides long. NCBI's taxonomy places the organism in Eukaryota, Metazoa, Arthropoda, Insecta, Coleoptera, Chrysomelidae. The record is from the annotation of a GenBank genome assembly.
AUGGAAGCAAGGUUACCAAAUCCAUUAUCAUUUGAAGGCAAUGUGGCCGAAAAUUUUAAAAGAUUUAAGCAAAGUUUUGAAAUAUAUCUGAUGGCAUCAGGAAAAAGUGGUAAAAGUGAUGAAGUUAAAGUAGCAAUUUUACUCAAUUUAAUUGGAGAAGAAGGCAUUGAGAUUUAUAACAGUUUGGAAUUAACAGAGGUCCAACAAGGAAAGCUAGCAGAUGUAUUGGAAGCAUUUGAGUCUUAUGUUACUCCUAGAAAAAACGUGGUUUAUGAAAGAUAUUUGUUUUAUAAGCGCAGUCAAGAAGAAGGAGAGCCUUUUGACCACUUUUUAACAGAUUUAAAAAAUAAAGUAAGAAAUUGUGAGUUUGGUGUUGAAGCAUUUUCAAUGGUAAGAGAUAGAAUAGUAUUAGGCACCAAUAGUAAGGAUGCACAACAAAGCAUGUUAAAAACAAUUAAUUUAGAUCUGACUAAAGCUAUUGAAAUAUGUAAAAUGCAUGAAGUAUCCCAAGCUCAAAUAAAAGAAGUUCAGAACAGCUUAGAGAAGGUGAAAAUUGAAUCAAUUGGAAGUAAAGUUAAGCAGGGGCAUAAUUCAGUCCAAACAGUCAGGGGUGCAAGUUCUUCUAGAGGUGAAUUUAACUGCAGAAACUGUGGGAGUGUCCAUGGACCAAGGAGGUGCCCAGCAUAUGGAAAAAAGUGUAGAAAGUGUGGUAAAUAUGGGCAUUUUGAUAAAGUGUGUUAUCAUGGUAGGUUAGUAAGAGAGGUACAAGUGGAAGAAAGUGAAAAUAAUGAAGUAAACAAUUUCAUGAUUUCAUCAAUCACUGUUAAUGAAAUUAAGAAUAAAAAUAAUAAAGACUGGGUGGAAAAUUUAAAAAUUAAUAACAUUGAUAUACCUUUUAAAAUAGAUACAGGGGCACAGGUUAACAUUUUACCCAAGGUUUUUGUUGAAAAAGUUUGCAAAAUUAAUGAAUUAAAAGAAACUAAGAUCAUACUUGAGACAUAUGGUGGUUUUAAGAUCAUUCCUUUGGGUAUAAUAAAACUUGUCUGUAAAUAUAAAAAUAUUGAUCAUUUAUUAGAUUUUGUUGUUGUAAAGGAGAGAUCAACACCUAUCUUGGGUUUAUGUUCUACCAUAGAGCUUGAUUUAAUUAAUAAAAUUGAUAACAUAAAACUGCAUUCUAAAGAAAAAUUUGUAGAAAUGAAUAAAGAUAUUUUUUUAGGUUUAGGUAAAUUUCAGAAAAAAUGUAGUUUAAAGCUUAAAGAAAAUGCAGUGCCAGUGGCUAGGCCACCUCGUAGAGUCCCACUUACAAUCAAGCCUAAACUUAAGAAUCAACUAAUUGAUCUUGAAAAGCGAGGAAUCAUAGCAAAGGUUGAUGGUCCUACGCAGUGGCUUAGUAACCUGGUAAUUGUUGAGAAAACUGAUAAAUCAUUACGUAUUUGCCUAGAUCCUCGUGACCUGAACAAGGCAUUGGAACGGGAAUUUUGUAUAAUACCUACUGUUGAUGAGAUUCGUUCAAUGUUACAGGGUAAGUCAUUUUUUACAGUUCUAGAUUUUAAGGAGGGUUUUUACCAAGUAGAACUGGAUGAGCAAUCCAGUAAUUUAUGUGCUUUUGGCACUAUAUUUGGCACAUAUAAAUUUUGCCGCCUGCCAUUUGGUCUUAAUAUAGCACCUGAAUACUUCCAGAAAUUAAAUUCUGAAAAUUUUGCAGAUAUUCCAGGUUGUAUAGUCUACUUCGAUGAUCUAUUAAUUUGUGGUGAGUCAAUAAAAGAGCAUAAUAAUACACUAAAUAAGGUGUUAGAUAGGGCUAGAGAACUAAAUGUGAAAUUUAACCCAAACAAAAUACAGUAUUGCGUUGAAAGUGUUAGAUACUUGGGUCAUAUCUUUGAUAAAGAUGGGAUGAGAGCUGACAACAAAAAAGUAGAAGCGAUAAGAAGAUUGAAGGAUCCGGAAAAUAAAAAGGAAUUACAACAAAUUUUGGGAAUGGUAAAUUAUUUAAGGGCAUUCAUUCCAAACUUGUCAGAGAUUUCUACGCCCUUAAGAGAGCUCUUAAAAAAAAGGAAUGCAUGGGUAUGGACAGAUAGACAUUCUGAUGCACUAAAUAAAAUAAAAGAAGUAAUUAUGUCAAGUAGUGUGCUUGCCAAUUUCAAUGAGAAGUUACCAACUGUGAUACAGACUGACAGCAGUAGUAAUGGCUUGGGGUGCUGUCUCUUACAGAAUAACAGACCAGUAGCAUUUGCAUCUAGGGCACUAACGACAGCAGAGUCAAAUAUGAGUCAAAUUGAAAAGGAGUUCUUGGCAAUCCUAUAUGCAUGCAAUAAAUUUCACAAUUUUAUCUAUGGAAGAAAAGUGCAAAUUGAUUCUGACCAUAAGCCUUUGGAGGCAUUAAUGCAUAAAGGCAUUGCGGACAUAAUGUCACCAAGAUUACAAAGGAUUAGGGUAAGAUUGUCUAAAUAUGACAUAGAGGUAAAAUUUAAGCCAGGCAAGUUCAUGCAUGUGGCAGAUUUAUUAUCGAGGAAUUUUAUAAAAGAUAAAGUGGAUGAUGAUAAAUUUAUUACAGAAAUAGUUCAUACUAUUGACAUGACUGAUGAGAAGAGAGAGCAAUUUAGGACUGAAGUGGAUGCUGAUGAGGAUCUGAAACUAGUAAAGAAAUAUUGUAUACAAGGGUGGCCCAAAACCCUGUCAAGAGUAAGUGAUUCAAUUAGGUAUUAUUAUUAUAUAAGAAAUGAACUAUAUUUACUUGACGGACUAAUAUUUUACAAAGACAGAGUUGUAGUCCCAAAAAUAUUGAGAGAGAGCAUGCUAAGAUUAUUGCAUUCUAGUCAUUUUGGCAUUCAGAAAACCCAACAGAGAGCAAGACAGAUAUUACAUUGGCCACAAAUGAACAAAAGUAUAGAAGACUGGGUAAGAAAUUGUAGCAAGUGUGAGAUAUUUAAAAGUCACAAUGCUAAAGAGCCACUAUUACUUAGAGAGUUGCCUCAAGCACCUUUUGAAAAGGUAGCAAGUGAUAUAUUAGAUUAUGGUGGACAGUCAUAUCUAGUUCUGAUCGAUUAUUUUUCUAAAUGGCUCGAUAUAGUGAAAAUUAAUUCAAAAACUUCUCAGGUGGUCAUCAAGGAGUUAAAGAAAAUUUUUUCAACACACGGAAUACCUUACGAAGUCAUAUCAGAUAACAUGCCUUAUAAUUCGUGGCAUUGUCAGCAAUUUGCUAAAGACUGGGAUUUUCGGUUUGUAACGUCCAGUCCCCGCUAUCCACGGUCUAAUGGGCAGGCAGAACGAGCCGUUCAAAUUGCAAAAAACAUGCUUAGAAAGUGUGACGACUUAGAUAUGGCACUCCUGGAGUAUCGCAAUACUCCAAUAAAUGGAACAGAUAAAACACCGGCCCAAUUAGUAACUAACAGGGUUCUUAGAUCGAAGCUACCAUCAAAUAAAAAGCACAAAGACAUAAAUCUAAAGGAUGAGUGGGAGAAACUAGAGGCGAAAAGAAACGAAUAUAAAAAUUAUUAUGAUAGAAACACCAAGGUAAGAAGAGAAAUAGUGCCAGGAGAGAAUGUAGGUGUCCGAGAGGGUAGAGAAUGGAGACCAGGAAAAGUUCUGGAAAAAGUGGAUGAGGCACCCAGAUCUUAUUUAGUGCAGAAAGAAAAUGGGGAAGUCAUCAGGCGAAACAGUUAUCACUUAAGGCCUUCCCUAGUUAAAGCGGAAAUUAAGAAGAAUACUGAUUUUGCACAUAAUGAUAGAUCAUUAAACUCCUCAUCUGGGAAUCAGAGUUGUGGAGUAGAGGAACCUUCAACCUCCCAAAUGAAUGCUGAAAAUAGAACUAGCGCUAGACUCAAAAGGGCUCCAGUGCGUUUUAAGGAUUAUCAAAUGUAUUACUUUCAGAAUGAAGAGAGGAUCAAAAUGUGGGCACAUUGUUACAGAAGAAAUUCAGGAAUGAAUACCAAUAUGGCGAUUGAAUCAUUUAACAACUUAUUAAAAACCAACCAUCUAAGGAGAAAUGCUGCAGUGAGAAUUGAAAAAUUAUUGGACACAAUUGACGAUUUAGUUUAUAUCAAAAUGUGGAAGAGAAUUAUAGACAUGGAAAGACCAAAAGCCAACAACUAUCAAGACAGGGUUAUAGCAAAAGUGCACAAAAUAGCAGAAAUGAUGAAAGAAAAAGUGGAAGUCAAGAAGAAUGUGAAGGUGUAUGGACAAUUUCAGACUCGCGAUUAUCCGAGUCUAGGUUAUCCGAGCCCCUCAGUUAACCGAGGCAAAAAUGUGCCUUGGUUUUACCUUUAUUUACCUUUAUUAUGGAGUAAUACAAAAAGGAUCGAUGGUCAGAAGAUAUAUCGGCAGCUGUUAUAUGGGCAAUCAAUUGAAAAUUUUGGAUUAUUGAUAAGAAGAGAAUUAUUCGUAAGGUAUGCUUUAGGUCAAGCUGAUGUGAAAGAUUUCAUGCGCAGAAAUUUCUGUGUGGUGUUUUGUCUACAACUUCCUGUUCCUUUGUUUGGUGACUACCGAUUUGUUUGGUGUCGUUCAGAUCGUCAAAUUAAGAAUCUGUACGUAUCAUGUGAAAUAUCAUUUUUGAUAUAUUUUUUUCCUAAACAAUCUGUAAACAAUUUAAACAAAACUUCAAUAGGUCACGUGACAAAAUCGUCGAAUGAAAAGAUGGAACAUACUGAUUAUCUAACCUCACUAACUGAUGUCAAAAAUGUCAUCCAGUCGUCCAAUGAGAAGAUGGAAUUCAAGGUGAUGCAAUUCAUGUUAUUAUUUAGUAGGCAAGGCAAACUUAGGUUACAAAAAUGGUAUGUGGCUCAUCCAGACAAGCUUAAGAAAAAAAUUACAAGAGAAUUAAUCACAACUAUUUUAGCUAGAAAGCCUAAAAUGUGUAGUUUUCUGGAGUGGAGAGACUUAAAAAUUGUUUACAAAAGAUAUGCAAGUUUGUAUUUCUGCUGUGCAAUUGAACAAUGUGACAAUGAGCUCCUAACCCUGGAAAUUAUACAUCGUUAUGUAGAGCUCCUUGAUAAAUAUUUUGGAAGUGUUUGUGAGCUGGAUAUAAUCUUCAACUUUGAGAAAGCCUACUUUAUAUUGGAUGAACUGAUGCUGGGGGGUGAAGUUCAGGAGACAAGUAAAAAGAAUGUUUUGAAAGCCAUUGCUGCUCAGGAUCUAUUACAAGAGGAUCUAAACGACAGUUAAGAGUUCGUUUCUCUUAUAGGUUAUGUUAAGUACUACUUGCAUAAAUUAUUCUAUUAGUUACUGUAGGCAAUGUUUUUGCCAUGUUUUUAAAGAGCUUGAGCUAAUAAUGUCACCUGCUAAUGAAGAAAUUUAAAACAUAUCAAUCCAAAAAAAUAAAUACAAAAUUAGUAUCAAAGAAAUUAAAAGAAAUUUUUGUGUAAUACUUUUUUUAAGUUUUCCCCUCUUUCCUAGAAAGCAAAAAAUGAGGUAAAUGUCUUCAUUUAUCAUUUCUCUUACUACAUAUACUAUUGCAAAUAUUGCAAAGGCUUAAUACUGAAUUGGUUAUUUAGACAUUGGCAAGUAUGAUUUAAUCGAGUGGAUUGUCGAAUCAAAUUACUGAAAUUUAAGUCAGUUAUCAUAAUGUGAUUCGAAACGGGAUAUAAUAUGAGAUAAAAAUAGUAUAGUUUAUUAUAUGUAAUAUUAACCAGUUCGUAAUAAUUCUGCCUCAUAUAUAUUUGACUAUGAAUUUGAACAUGAAUUAAUUACUCAAUUUUAUGUCAUUUAUUCGUAUUUUUCUUUGCUUUUCUAAAAAAGUUUUUUUUUUUCCAAAUUCACUAUUCUAAAUGCUGUUGUUGUUUGAUCUAAACUGAUUAUUUUAUUCUGCUGUACUUAAUACGUUGGAAUAUGAGUGCCCAAGAUUUUUAUUUUUGCUUAAUUUGUAUGAUAUUAAAUCAUUGGAUUCGAUACAACAAAUAAAUAAAAUUAUGGGCAUUAUUCAAUGUUUCAUUUUCUAUAGCAGUGACAUUAUUUUUUGUUCGUUACUUGUACUGAAUGGUCGCGUUGUUAUGUUUAAUUUUGCAAGUAAUAUUUGUGAAAUUUGGGAACCUAUAUUUAUAAAAUUUGCAUGUUAUUUGAUCUGCUUAAAAUUGCUUGAUAUAGCAUGGACAUAUGCAUGACGCAUACUCAUAUACUAAAGUUUUACUUUAAUUAGCUUAAUAUAAGAAUGCUAUAUCUGAGAUUGUUUAAAGAUUAAAUUUAUAUUUAUUUGUUUAACUCUUCAAUGUUAUAAAUAGUUGUAAUCCAACAAUACUCAUGGUAUACUACCUUUUUUCGUUUUGUACUAAAAUAUGUCAUUUACAUAAUAUUCUGGUGUUACAUUUUGGUGUUGUGUUAAAUUCUGUAAUCCUCGACUUAAAUAUGUUUGUUAAUAAUCGCAUUAUAUAAAUCAGAGUUAACAAGUUAGCUAGACCGUUUUUCACAAAUGGUAUUGUUCAAACCUAAAAAUAUACAUAUGGGUAGUAGGAGAACACCUCCAAUAAGAAAUACGGCUCAAUACGGACGGAUUCAACACAGUAGGGAUAUGCAUACAGAUGUUUAUAUGAAAUAAAUGUGCACAACUUAGAUCAUUUAAGGUUAAACUGUUAAAAUAUCAUAUGCCACUAGAUGAGUAUGUUUAUUCUCCGCUUUUCACUGACACUGUUUCAUGAUACCUUAAUGAUCCUUUUUGACAGAUAGGUCACUUUAUGUCACUAAAGCUACUGGGCAUGUAUUUGGUUCGCUCUUUACAAAUGAUAUUAUAUGUUAUGCCUGACUUUCUCGUUUAUGCUAAAAUAUACUAGAUAUGUGUAUAAAUAUAUUACACAUUAUUUUCCUUUUAAAUAUUGUAUAUCUUGAAAUUUCUUCUGUUUUGUUCUGUUAAGAAUAAGUAUUUGCGUAUUUUAAUUAUUAGUGACUAUGUUUAGUUCGGUAUUUCCUGUUCGGUAUUUCUUUUUCUCGUGUAGGAAAAAUGGCUAGCGGAAAUUUUUAUUUAACUAGAUACUAUUACGAGCGGUAAGUCGGAAAAUAGUUCAGAUGUUUUAAUUUUGCACCAGUCAUCUAAGUAGUAAGAGUAUGCUGAAUUCUAAGCGGAUUUAUUAAAUUUUACUUGCCUAUUUUCUAGAUUUGUAUCAAGGAUAUUUUUUCCAUUAAUAUUUCCAAAGUAACAUACCAGCGCUAUUCUCUUCUUGUUCUAGGUUUAUAUACUAUAGAGUUAUUAAAGAUUGGCCGUUUUAUGUCUCUAGCACAUUAGUACUAGUCUCCACCCCUAGGAUAUUUUUUUCUCAGAUCAUAUUCUAAUAGGGCAUUGCAUUGACAAUUGGUUGGUCAAUGUUUGUCGGGGUCUGUAGAUAUAAUUAGUUUUAGGUUUAUUUUUAUAUCUCACCUAUUAUAGACAAUUCCUCUUCUUGCUUUGUUUCUUUAUAUAAGCCUACAAAAUGAUAAAAAAAUAUUUUCAGACUUCUUUCAUUUGUUGGUCAAAUUCUGAUUCUAUUUAAAUUCGUUAUAUAUUCUUAUGGCAAUUCUUGGUUAUACCAAUUUCAUGUCAUUGUACUGUAUUGUAUUUGUGUAAUCUUAUAUUAGAAUAGUUCUAUACACUAUACCAAACCAUAUAUUUCUCAUUUCUAAUCAUUUAAGCUGAUACUAUUGAAACAUUUUCUCACCAACAAAAGGAUAUUUUUAUAAAAAGUAUCGAGAUAUAUAUAAAUAGAGAAAAAUAUGAAUUUAAUAGUUAUCGUACUAGUCUCAGAUAUAUUGUUGAACCAUUAACUUUUUAUAUUUAACUCGAAUAUAUUAUUUUAUAUACAAUACGAUGUAUUAAUGUUACCAAUGCUUAUUAAUGUUGCUUUCAUUUCUGCUCCGACACGAAUUAAUUUAGUCGUUAGUGAUUGUACAGUAUUUUCUGUAUUUUGUUUUUAUAUUUUCAUGAUCUAGUAAUUGUUACAAAUGCCAAACUUGAAAAAAAAAAUGGAGGACUAAUAUGAACCGUUGUUUUGUAUAUGAUACAAAUUAAAUAUAUUAGUUAACUCGAUACCAAUAAAUCCAUUUGUGUUUUUUUUUGUAAUAAGCAUUUAUAAGAAAUUGUAACAUAUUUAAUAAUAUUAACAUGAAGGGCAUUAAUAGUACUUAUAUUUAUUUCUUUGCACAUGUAUUACUACGGUUAUAAUGGAUUAAUGAUAUUUGACACGUUUAUUUCUCUAAUUAAUCUCUUCUGUUUUUGUUAUCAUGCGCAAUGAUUUAUUUUGCCUUAUUAUUCCUACCUAGUCGUACCAUAUUUUUAUUUAUUUGCUCCUUAACCAAUAAAUGACGUUUCUGGUGUAAGUUAUAAAGUAAGUAAUGUUUUUAUUAAAGAUAUUCUUUUUCUAUAUACCCUAUAUAGAACUAGUUAUUUCUUGUAUUAGAAGUAUGUGUCUAAGUGUAGGCCUAACUCGGUUUCUACCAUAUUCUGAGGUCUUCGCUCUAACUCCAUAUGAUAUUCAAAAUCUAUCGAAAAUUUUUAGUGUUCUAAGUAUUGACUUUGCCUAAAUUUACUUAUUCAAUUAUCACGGGUUGAACUACAUAGGUCUGACAUACUUAACUAAUUUAUUCUAUACACUGUGAUAUCCCACUACCAUUAUUUCGUCCUGAUAUCGUUUCUGCUAUAAUGUUUAUUCUCAUAUAUUUUGAAUGUGUAUCCAAGAAAUGUAAAUAUUUAUUGCAUUGUGUAGCGAAAUAUUUAGUGUCAUAAUAGUCCUCCUAUAUGAACUGAGCAAAAUAUGUAUAUAGUCCAUUAUAAAGACUGCAUCAUACAAUUUUACCAAGAAUUACUUAUAGUUUUUCUUUACCGGUAUUCUAUUGCAAUAUGCUUUAAAUUAUGGCAUAAUGUAGUUAACUAAUCAAUGGGUCAUUUUUUUUUAUAAAAGACCAAUAUCUAAUUCUGAUUUUUAAGCCAAGGAUUAUAUCGCAUAUAUACCAAAUCGGAAUAUGAUAUUCAUAUUUUCUAAUUUACCUUCUAUUUACUUUUUCAUAUAAAUAAAAUAUAAAUAAAAAUUGAAUAUCUUAUUGAUUUGUAUUGCAGAUAUCCUGACUUAGUUUUUGAUACUUCCCUUCACAGAUUUUUUAUUGCGAUUUGAUGUAAUAUUUAUAUAGAUUAGAAUUGUUCUAUUCUGAAAAUACUAUUUAAUAACCUAUAUUUCCACCUUAUACUCUGAUUUCUUGUCACAAUUGAAUACCUUUAUAUAAUUUCUUGUUAUUCCGAGUUAGGAGUAAAACAAUAUUUUUAAUUGCAAGUUCAGAAGAGUCAAUUGACUCCGUUGACAUAUACAAUUAUCUUCUCUUCUUACAAUAAAACAUAUAAUCUAAUAUAUUUGAGAUAUUAUAGUUUUAGUACUACAAAUAGUACAUAAACCCAUAUAAUUUUUGGAUUUGACUUGUAGUUGAUUCUUAUAUUUUAUUCUAGUCAAGAUUAGAGUCAAGUAAUUUGAUGGUUAUCUUUCUAAUCUUCUGUUGAAUAUUAUUAAUUUAAACAUUAUUUUGGUUAUCUUUGCACGGACUGAAUAAAAAAUUAUAGUCGAUAGUUCUGCCACCAGUCAAUUAAACUAAAGCAUCUUGCAAAUUGAAUGAAUAAAAUUAAAUUACUAUUAAAAUAAUCAUUUACUUAUACAAUUAGCAGAUAUAUCUAUUACUUUUUCUAAUUUAAUAAAUUAUAACAAAGUGUUAAUAUAUUAUCAGUAUUUGCUUCCCAUAAUAGAAUGUACUAGUUAUAGUUGUAAUGUAAAUUGAAUAUUAAUAAAUGAUGUUGUUUUUA